This is a messenger RNA of Dracunculus medinensis (Guinea worm), 873 nucleotides long. The record is from the annotation of a GenBank genome assembly. NCBI's taxonomy places the organism in Eukaryota, Metazoa, Nematoda, Chromadorea, Rhabditida, Dracunculidae.
AUGGCCGUAAAUUACGCAAACGCUUUAUCGCCUUAUGACAACAAAGGUAACUUGGGAUUGCCUGAGUUGUUUGAUGACGAUGCUACGCUUGAACGAAAAAUAUUGGAACUGUCUGAUUUGAUUAAACAAAGCCGUUGCUGCGUAUUUCACACAGGAGCUGGAAUAAGCACUUCGGCCGGGAUUCCGGAUUUUCGUGGGCCAAAAGGUGUUUGGACUCUUGAAGCAAAGAACGAGAAGCCAGAAAGUGUCGAGUUUACAAACGCACGACCAACGUUCACUCAUUAUGCAAUCAAUGCUCUGGAACGACGGAAUAUUAUAAAAUUUUUGGUUACACAAAACGUGGACGGACUUCAUGUUCGCUCGGGUUUCCCUCUGAACCGUUUAGCUGAAAUUCAUGGAAACGUUUUUCUCGAAAUUUGCAAUAAAUGUGGAAGACGGUAUUAUCGAAAAGAACCAGUGGGAAGUAUUGGUAGAAAACCAACAGGAAGAGAUUGCGAGGGUACUUUGAAAGGUAGAAGUUGUCGAGGUAGGUUACAUGAUAUGUGUUUGGAUUGGGAAGAUGCCUUGCCUGAAGAUGACUUCUCGAUGGCUAUCAAGUUUUGCAAAAAAGCGGAUUUAAGUGUCUGUUUGGGUACGACUCUACAAAUAGCUCCAGCAGGUGAUUUGCCUCUUUUGGCUAAGAAAAACGGAAAAAUGGCUACCAUUAAUCUUCAAAAAACCAAACAUUACAAGAGAACAGACUUAAUAAUAAAUUCACGUUGCGAUGAUGUUAUGCGACGAUUAAUGGAAAUUUUGCAAAUUGAAGUAGUUGAAGAUUAUAAAGAAGACAAUGUUAUACCUUUCUCAAUAUAUCCAUUGGAAAAUUUUGUAUAA